AUGUCUUACCCACCAGUCCCAGUCAACAACGGCUUUCAAUUCGUCUCUACAAGACACCACGACACAUACCCUUUCAUCGACCCCACCACCCAAUCCGACCACACAAACCACUAUGUCCUCGUAACCGGGGCAUCGAAAGGCGUCGGACGCGCAACAGCCAUCUCAUUUGCCCGCGCUGGCGCCGCAGGAAUAGCUCUCGGCGCACGCUCAGAUUUCGGGACCUUGGAGCAGGAAAUACAAUCCGCAGCCAAAGCAGCAUCCAAGCCCGCGCCCAAGGUGCUAAAACUCGAGCUCGAUGUAGCAGACUAUGCCAGCGUCGAGAAAGCAGCGAAAGUCGUCGAGAAGGAGUUUGGGAAGCUGGAUGUGCUGAUCAAUAACGCGGGGUAUCUGGGGGAUUGGGUACCGGUUGCGGACACGGAUCCAAAGGGGUGGUGGCGGAAUUACGAGAUUAAUGUUGGGGGGACGUAUCAUGUCUCCAAGGCGUUUAUGCCGUUGCUGUUGAAAAGCGGGCAGAAGACUAUUGUUAAUGUCACGAGUGCGGGGGCUCAUGGGUUGGGGCCGGGAGCGAGUGGGUAUCAGGGGUCGAAGUUUGCGCUGUUGAGGUUUACGGAAUUUUUGAUGGUGGAUUAUCAGGACCAGGGGCUGUUGGCUUAUGCUGUGCAUCCGUGUGGGACGAGGACGGAGCUUGGGGAGAAUAUGCCGGAACAUAUGUAUCGUGUAUUUACCGAUACGCCUGAAAUUGCAGCUGACGCGAUGGUCUUCCUGACAUCUAAAAAGCGGGACUGGCUCGCGGGUCGGUAUGUGGAUUGUUGUUGGGACAUGGAGGAGUUCUUGAGCAAAGAGAAAGAGGUUGUCGAGGGAGACAAACUCAAGAUGAGGAUGGUCCUUUAA
Molecule: messenger RNA, 891 nt
Organism: Mollisia scopiformis
Lineage: Eukaryota; Fungi; Ascomycota; Leotiomycetes; Helotiales; Mollisiaceae
Product: NAD(P)-binding protein
Exons: 3
Coding region: 1-891 (296 amino acids)
Cellular component (GO): cytosol
Molecular function (GO): oxidoreductase activity
Source: RefSeq, a predicted model, not a curated record